Molecule: messenger RNA, 1305 nt
Organism: Acanthisitta chloris (rifleman)
Lineage: Eukaryota; Metazoa; Chordata; Aves; Passeriformes; Acanthisittidae
Product: 5-hydroxytryptamine receptor 3A-like
Exons: 9
Coding region: 1-1305 (434 amino acids)
Biological process (GO): signal transduction; chemical synaptic transmission; regulation of membrane potential
Cellular component (GO): synapse; neuron projection; membrane
Molecular function (GO): extracellular ligand-gated monoatomic ion channel activity; neurotransmitter receptor activity; transmembrane signaling receptor activity
Source: RefSeq, a predicted model, not a curated record
AUGCAGAGAGUUUUUGUAGCCAUCCUCACCUUUUCCCUUGGAACAGCAGGGGCUGCUCCAAAGUACAUCUGCACCUACUAUGACAUUGUUGACUACCUGAACAUCUCCUCUCACGACAAGCUGCACACUUACAUACUGCCCAAGACAAGCCUGAAGGCACCUGUGGAAGUGAAGAUGGAUUUUAUGCUGGUGGCAAUUCUCUCCGUGGUGGAAAAGCUCCAGACAGUCAGUUUUUACUUCGUCCUGAACCUGGAGUGGGAAAACACUUUUGCCACCUGGAACCCACAGGAUUUCUGUAACAUUUCUGAAAUCGUUCUGCCCAUGGAUACGUAUUGGUCUCCUCCAAUCUUCAUCUUGGAGAGAGUGAGUGGACAAAACCCAGACCUGGAUUACAUGGUCCUCAUGCACAACGGCAGCUUCAACUCCACCAGGCCCUUCCAGGUCACCUUAACUUGCAGCUUGAUGAUCCUCAAGUUCCCCUUUGACACUCAGUCGUGCAACUUGAGCAUAGCUUCAUUUCUCUACCCAGUAACAGACCUUGUCAUGAAGACGAGACGGACACCAGCUGAGAUGAUGAAUGCCAGCCAGAGCUUCUUCCUAACUGAUGGAGAGUGGAAGUUCACCAACCUGAGCAUCAUUGAAUACAUAGAACUUCUGGAUGAUAAAGAAUUUUCUGUCAUCACCUACAAGAUUUCCAUGGAGAGACGACCCACUCUGUACAUUCUGAACCUGAUCCUCCCAACCUGUGCCCUGUACCUGCUGGACAUGGCUGUGCUGUUUGGUCCCAGCUCUCUCGAGGAGAAAAUCAACUUCCAGAUCGCCAUCAUCCUCGGCAGCUCCAUGUUAGCUGUGAUCCUCAACAACAGCCUCCCAACUUCCUCCAACAAACCACCUAUAAUAGGUACUCACCUUUAUCGAAUAACACCUGAUUUUCACACAGUGGUGUUCUUCCUGGGCACCUUCCUGCUCAUGAUCAUGGCUGUGUUAGACACCUUCUUCCUGUUGUACCAGCAGCGCAAAUCCCGACACUUAGGCAAGGCUCUCAGAGGUUUCCAGCAAGAUGUGCGUGCUGAGCUGGCCAGGAGAGCCCUGAGCAACCAGCCCGUGGCACACCUGGCCAAGGAAGGCUCCCACCUACUGAACCCUCCCAAGAAGAGCCAGGGACAAGGACAGACAGCCAAGCACCACUGGCAGCCACAGGAGCAGGACCCGUUCCUGCCGGUUCUGGAGAAGGUUCUGCUCUACAGCCACUUCUUCCUGUCUCUGUUUUUCUUUACUAUCAUCUCUGUAAAAUGGAGCAGCUAG